Microthlaspi erraticum is the source of this 1689-nucleotide messenger RNA. NCBI's taxonomy places the organism in Eukaryota, Viridiplantae, Streptophyta, Magnoliopsida, Brassicales, Brassicaceae. The record is from the annotation of a GenBank genome assembly.
AUGGCUAAUCACCACCGACUUUUACGCGGCGGCGGAUCUCCGGCGAUAAGCGGCUUCGGUGUCAGAAUCAGACUCACAGCUUUCGUCGCCACUAUUGCACUCUCCCUCUUCACUCUCUCGUUCUUCUUCGCUUCCGAGUCUAACGACUCUCCUGAUCUCCUUCUUCCCGGUGUUGGAUACUCAAAUGGAGUCGGAUCCAUCAGAAGAUCCAUACUGGAUAUCAAAUCGGAUCCGCUCAAGCCACGGCUGAUGCAGAUCCGGAAACAAGCCGAUGACCACCGGUCGUUAUCAUUAGCCUACGCUUCGUACGCGAGGAAGCUCAAGCUCGAGAAUUCGAAACUCGUCAGGAUCUUCGCAGAUCUCUCCAGGAACUACACGGAUCUGAUCAACAAACCGUCGUACCGAGCUCUCUACGUCUCCGACGGAGCUUCCAUCGAAGAAUCGACGCUUCGUCAGUUCGAGAAAGAAGUGAAGGAACGGAUCAAAAUGACUCGCCAAGUGAUCGCCGAGGCCAAAGAGUCGUUCGAUAACCAGCUCAAGAUACAGAAGCUGAAGGACACCAUCUUCGCCGUCAACGAGCAGCUGACGAACGCGAAGAAGCAAGGCGCGUUCUCGAGCCUGAUCGCCGCGAAAUCGAUCCCGAAAGGAUUGCAUUGCCUCGCCAUGAGGCUGAUGGAAGAGAGGAUCGCUCACCCUGAGAAGUACACUGACGAAGGGAAAGAGAGACCCCCGGAGCUGGAGGAUCCGAAUCUCUACCAUUACGCUAUAUUCUCCGAUAACGUGAUUGCGGCGUCGGUGGUGGUGAAUUCCGCUGUGAAGAACGCUAAGGAGCCGUGGAAGCACGUCUUCCACGUGGUCACCGAUAAGAUGAAUCUCGGGGCGAUGCAGGUGAUGUUCAAGCUCAAGGAGUAUAAAGGAGCUCAUGUGGAAGUGAAAGCUGUGGAGGACUAUACGUUUUUGAACUCUUCGUAUGUCCCCGUGUUGAAGCAGCUGGAGUCUUCGAAUCUCCAGAAGUUUUACUUCGAGAAUAAGCUCGAGAACGCGACGAAAGAUACGACGAAUAUGAAGUUUAGGAAUCCGAAGUAUUUGUCUAUAUUGAAUCAUCUGAGGUUUUAUUUGCCGGAGAUGUAUCCGAAGCUGCAUAGGAUACUGUUCUUGGACGACGAUGUGGUUGUGCAGAAGGAUUUAACGGGGCUUUGGGAGAUUGAUAUGGACGGGAAAGUGAAUGGAGCUGUGGAGACUUGUUUCGGUUCGUUUCAUCGGUAUGCUCAGUACAUGAACUUCUCGCAUCCGUUGAUUAAAGAGAAGUUUAACCCGAAAGCUUGCGCUUGGGCUUAUGGGAUGAACUUCUUUGAUCUUGAUGCUUGGAGAAGAGAGAAAUGCACAGAAGAGUAUCAUUACUGGCAAAAUCUGAACGAGAACAGGGCGCUAUGGAAGCUAGGAACGUUGCCUCCGGGACUGAUCACGUUUUACUCGACGACGAAGCCGCUGGACAAAUCGUGGCAUGUGCUUGGUUUGGGUUACAAUCCGAGCAUUGGUAUGGACGAGAUCCGAAACGCUGCGGUGGUACACUUUAACGGUAACAUGAAGCCGUGGCUGGACAUUGCUAUGAACCAGUUUAGACCGCUUUGGACUAAGCACGUCGACUACGAUCUUGAGUUUGUUCAGGCUUGCAAUUUCGGCCUUUGA